This is a messenger RNA of Neolamprologus brichardi, 6075 nucleotides long. The record is from RefSeq and is a predicted model, not a curated record. Lineage: Eukaryota; Metazoa; Chordata; Actinopteri; Cichliformes; Cichlidae.
GAUCUCACACAGCGCCAAGCGGUAGAGCGGACAGCGAGUGUAUCUGUGAAUCGCUCCCAAGUGCACUCAGACCACACCAGACAAGACUCGGUAAACGGAGGGGACGCACGCAUCAGGAUCGAGACGCACGGAAAGGACUUUGGGAUCUGCGCCUCGCUGCAAAGCGCAUGACCGGCAGUGGGUGAAGGAUGCUGUCAAGCCACUCCGUAGUUGUGGAGUGCGGGUAGCGCGCGCCGUGCUGCUCCUCCGGCUUUAGGUCGCAUAAACAGACGCCCCGGUUCACCCGCGGCUGGGCUGGUCGUGUUUGUGGACUUUCCAUCACACUGGACUUUUGGCUACAUGCCUGCUUGGCCGUUUUUGAUGUUUUGAAGGACGUCGGUGGGCAGUAUUUAUUUAAAGAAAGAUUUUCUUCACUCAAAGCUUGGACUUUUUUUUUCUCCCCCAGCUUUAUUUCCAGCAUGGGACCUUAUUCAGAAAGUCAUUCUGGGACAUUUGACAUCAGAUUGGAAUAAUGAAUUAGCUGAGAGAAGCAGUUAUUGCCCGUUUGAUUGCUUCGAGUCCUCUGCGCUCACCCUUUAGUUUGUAAGCGAGCUGUAUUUGUGCCAUGUUCGCCCCGAAGAAAUGCGCGCAGAAAAACUUCGGAAUGUCAUAGGUCGCUCGUGUAGCAAGUUUACUAGACGGAUUUUCUAUUCGUUUGUUUAAUCAAAAAGACUAGUGUGCUGCACGCAUUCACACGGGAACAGGGACACAGUUUACGUGCGUAUUUGGACACAGUCUGUCCCUUCUCUGCGUCCUUGGAGAAGUUGGAUAAAUAUUCACAGCAAUGAGAACCUAUUUGGUGAGUUUUGACAUUUAAAUGAGAUAAAUUGUCAUAAUCAGUAGAUUCAAAAAAUAUCUGAAUAGUUCUUCUGUAUCUUUUUUUCUUUUACUUUUUUUUUUCCUUUUGGGGACAGACGGAAAAAUAGACAGUGUGCCGAUGUCUGGCAAACUGGCCGUCAUGUGGGAUUGAUUGCAGGGGAGUAUGUUUGGGCUGGAGCAGUUUGGUUCUCAAAUUAAUAGCAGAAACCCUGGCCAGUCAGAGAGAAACAUAAACCAACAGAGACUGAACAUGGGCUCCCAUUAUAAAGGCCCCGGUUUUCAUGCUGGAGGCCCGCCGGGAGCCGUGGAACCCGGCAUGGGCCCUCUGAGCGAGCCGCAAAUGCUCGGGCUCAAUAUGAACAUGAAUGGUGAGCAGUACGGUAGCUUUCACCCGCGGGGACACUCAGACAUGCAUGCAGGCAGUGGACUUCAGCAGCAGCAGGGGCAAGGACCAAUGCAUGGAUUUUUUAACAACCAGCAACCUCAUCAAGGACAUCCUCACGGCCAUCAACCCCACCCCCACCAACAUCACCCCCAUUUCAGUGGGAAUUUUGGAGGGCCAGAGCCAGGGUCAUCAUGCCUGCAUGGCGGCAGGCUGAUGGGCUACAACAACAAUAACGGCAUGGGACCACAGCAGGGCUUUGGAGAAGGAUUUGAUCCUCUUGCUGAGGGACAGACGGGGGAUGGCUUUCCCCAGCAGCAGCAACAGCAACCGCAGCAGCGGCCUGGUAACAUGCCUGACUUUCAGCAUCAUGGCCCUCCAAGUGGGAACCACGCUGUCCCUGCUCCCUGUCUCCCCCUGGACCAGUCACCUAAUAGAGCAGCAUCCUUUCAUGGUCUUCCUUCUUCCUCAUCCUCUUCAUCUGAGUCUCAUGGUUUGGAACCUCGGCGGCUGCCAAACCAAGGAGCCGUAGAGGGAUUAGAAUAUAACUUUCCAAGUGAACCUCCAUCUGGACAUUUUGAUGUACCUGUAUUUUCUCCUUCAGAAUCAGAAUCUCAGUUACCACAUUUUGGGCCAGGAAGACCAGUUCCCGGUGGGAAUUUCCCAGGGAACGCUGGCAUGCCACGGACACCAGGUAUGCAGGGCAUCUCUAAGGGACACCAGCCACCACCCCAGCCCCAGCAGCCUCAGCACGGAGUGUUUUUUGAACGUUUUGGAAAUGGCCGGAAAGUGCCCGUGGGAAUGGAGCCUGGGGUCAAUCCAAGACAUCCUCUCAUGCAGCAACAACAACAGGCUGGUUUGAUAGCCAGACAGAACUCAUGCCCCCCUGGCCUCCCUCGACCCCCUCAGGCUGAGCCCGGCACUACUAACCCUAACAUUCUGGAUGGAGGGGUCAUGAUGCCUGGCCAACACAACCAGUUUGAAUAUCCCAUUCACAGACUGGAAAACAGGGGCCUGCACCCCUACGGGGACCCCAUGUUUAAUAUGCAACAGCCAGCUCCUCCUCCCUCCCAACAGCCUGCAAAUCAGAGGCUCCAACACUUUGACUCUCCUUAUAUGAACAUGGCGAAAAGGCCUAGAUUUGACUUUCCUAAUGCACAUGGCGGCGAGGGCUGGUGUGGCGGUAUGGACAACCACCUCUCUCCAUCUGCCUACCCUGGCCUUCCUGGAGAGUUCACCCCACCCGUGAAUGAAGGUUUUGGACCAGGUCCGCUGCAGCAUCCAGGGCCCGAGCAGCAGUCUCUGCAGCAGCGCCAGAAUGCAGCUAUGAUGAUAAAGCAGAUGGCCUCUCGCAACCAACAGCAAAGAAUGAGGCAGCCGAGUCUACAGCAGUUGGGUCACCAUGGCGAUGUACCUCCAGGCCCAAUGGUUCACGGAGGCCCAGUCGGGAGCAUGCCUCAUCCUGGCUUUGACAGGGAGAAUAGUGGCAGGAUGCCCAACAUUGAUGGGCAAAAUCCUCAUGUAACUCAGGAGAACUCCUGGUUUCAGGGGUCCCACCCACCAGGAGAAAUGAUGUCACGGCGUAUGGGUGGAGCGGGUAAUGAAUCAGGGCCUCAUGACAUGGGGCUGCAGCAGAACGGCGCUGGGAUAAUGUUUAGGCCGGGCAUCGGCAUGCAGGAGCCCAUGAGAAUACCAGGAGAUGGACAUGUGCAGAACCUUCAUUCCCCAGGCAUGCACUCACAGUUCAGUGGCAACAUGGGCAACCUCACACAAAUGCAGUCUCCGGGAGCAGGAGCAGGACAUCCAAAUGCACCAGCAGAGAGACGGCCAGCUGACUUCCCUGCACCUUCAAUGGGAGCACAGCCAGCUUUUCCCUAUGGAGGGGCUAACCGUCAGGGGCCGGCUCACAGUGCUCCCCAGGGGGUGAGCACCUCACCUGGCAACUACCCUCCUCAGUCUGAGUUCCCCUCGGGCCAGCGGUCGUCUGUUAGUAAGCUUGGAAAUCUGUCCCUCGGGAACUUCAGCAAAACCAGCUCUAAAGACAGUGUUUUCGGCCAGAGCUGCCUAGCGGCCCUUUCCACAGCCUGCCAGAACAUGAUCGCUAGCCUAGGGGCCCCCAAUCUUAACGUAACAUUCAACAAGAAGAACCAAAACGAGGGCAAGCGAAAACUGAGUCAGACUGAGCAGGACAUUAAUAGCAGCACAUCUAAUGGGACUGGCAGUGCUGGUCCUGAAUAUUUUCAGAGCAGCACUUCCCAGAACAGCCAGAUGCCUGGCACUGGGAAUAGCAACUCUAAGCCUGCAAGUCAAAGCCAGACGGUGCAGGGGGAAGCCAGUGCCCUCUCCCCAAAUUACAACAUGGACGCUACCCCGUGCAGUGAGGGGAAGGCAACAACAGGGAGUGGGAGAGGGAGAGGGAGGAGAAAAAGAGACAGUGGACAUGUGAGCCCUGGAAUUUUUUUUUCCUCUGAUAAUAGUAACCCUGUUGUAAGUCCAGGCCAGCAGACCCCCUCGGCUGGCGUUGGGGAGAGGGGUGGGGGCACGCCCCAUGAGAAACAACUCCAAUCGCCCUCUUGGGGGAAAGGAGGUGACCUAAUGUUGGGGGACCAGGCUGACCUUAUGUCUUCUUUAGACAGUGGCAUUCAAAGUGUUGCCAAGUCUGACAGCAGCUCACCAAGAGUGGACUUUUCUGAAGAUGUCAGCACCCACUAUGGCAAUGAGGAUGAGGUGUCCUCCAGCUCAGAUGCAGGAGGAGCCUCAGCCAGCAAACCUAAUCGCAGCCCUAUAAUCAACGGCUCACCCAAAAUGCAGAGGAGUGACCACGGGUUGAUAAAUGGACAAAAGCCCCUUGGCAUGGGCAUUAACAAUCAUACUACCUCGACGCCAGACACCUAUGGACUGAAUGCUGGUGUGGGCACAGGGGCCAGUGGGGUCAGCCACCCGGGCACUCCUGGGGUGGAACAGGUACGCACCCCAUCCAGCACCUCUGGCCAGGAAGAAAUCCAUCCUCUGGAGAUUCUGCAGGCCCAAAUCCAGCUACAGCGCCAGCAAUUCAGUAUCUCUGAAGACCAGCCCUUGGCCAUGAAGACAGGCAAAAAGAAUGGCGACUGUCCCUCACAGAACGGAGACAAUGAGCUGGCGAGCUGCAGCCCGGAUGCUGGGAAGGGCUCAAUGGGCACUAUUGACCUUGACACCCUCAUGGCAGAGCAGCACGCCACCUGGUACGUGCCCAGUGACAAGGUUAUGAUGGACGGGUCAGAGGAUGACAAGGCCACGGGACCCUGGGAAAAAAAUAAGAGCCAGAACAGCAGUAAAGAAGAAUCUGAGCUCACCCAGAGUAAGCCUGGAGCCGGAGCCCCGGGGGCUGUAGGAGGUGGGAGCAGUGGAGGAAACCACCUGCAGUGCCUGUCUGUCCACUGCACAGAUGAGCUCGGGGACAGUAAAGGCCGAGGGGGGCCCGUCUCGUCGUGGCGCUCUCUCCACUCUGAUAUCUCAAACCGAUUUGGGACGUUUGUGGCGGCACUAACUUGAGGGGGGAAAAGAAGAGAAGAAGACGAUGACCCAGCAGGACGAAUUAAAGAAGAUCAGAAAAUAUCAAGAAAGAGAGAUUCAGAGACAUUUAACCAUGAUAAGGAUGCGACUAUGUUAAUUUGUGGAUGGAACGACUGUGUGCCGCUCUUGCCUGUUCAGGGAGAGAAAGACAUUUACACUCACAAGUGGAACACAAAUACAGCUACACACACGCACACGUGCACGCACGCACACACACACAUGCUCACAGACACUCGAACACCAUGUUUUGUUUUCUGAUACAUGCAGUCACACUUAAGAAAACUGCUGGACAAUAACAGCACGGGGCUCUACUCAACGAUGCCCACAUCUGGAAAACCUCAAAUCAUUUAUUUUUCUUUUCUUUUCUUGGUUGAAGAAAAAUAAGAAAUGUUAAAGGAGGAGAACGCAAAAACGAGAAGCAUAAGAAGAGAGGUAAAGUUGUCAUUGGCUUUGAUUGUAUACCAGUGUUUAGUCUUAUGACUUAUAUUACUGCCUGUUCUUAAACUUAGCUAAGAUUGCCUUUGUAAUGUGUAUGGCAACUUCGGCAUAUGUCAGUCAAAACUCUCCCCCCCCCCAAAUAAUAAAAUAAAAUCCUGGCCUUUGACUCCUGUAUUACAGUUAAAUAUGGCCCAGUGGUUCAGAAACACCCCAAAUACUAAAAAGGAGAACGAGAGGAAGGCAGGAUAAGGAGGGAUUACGCUUGAAUGUAACUCAGCAAUUUUCCUUGUGAACACAAAGUUGUUCCUCUUUGUCGACGCAAAAUUUAACCUUUAUCGUUUGCUGCUCUAAAUCAUAAGGUUUGUUGUAGCUCUCUAUCAUUUGUGUUUCUGAGAAUGUCUUUCCCUCAUUCUAUUCUAUUCUAUUCUAUUCUAUUCUAUUCUAUUCUAUACUUUUUUCUGCUUUUCUCUUCUGUAGAUCUUGUGAGCUCAACCACUUGUAUACAACUCAGCCAAUGAAAACUAAAAAAAAGGGAAAAAAAAAUGGAGGUCAAGGGAUUGAUAAAUAAGGGAAUUGAAAAAAAGAUUAUUGGUAUUGCACAUGUAUAAUAAGAGAAAAUUUGCUGUGUGUUAGGCAAUCUUGUAAUCUUUAAAUAAAGCUUCUGUUGAAUUUGAAUUUCUCAAAACAAUAGAUGGAGGACUGUGACGGCAAUUUAAAAACUGAUUUUUUUUGUUUUCUUUUUUUAAUAAUAUGUAAAGUGCAGUCGUCUGUUUUCCUGCAUAUUGUAUAUAUCUGUAUAUGUUUUAUUGAGUAACUGAAUAACAAUAAAUAUGACGUUAAAGGUG